Molecule: messenger RNA, 1551 nt
Organism: Rhinocladiella mackenziei CBS 650.93
Lineage: Eukaryota; Fungi; Ascomycota; Eurotiomycetes; Chaetothyriales; Herpotrichiellaceae
Exons: 2
Coding region: 1-1551 (516 amino acids)
Biological process (GO): fatty acid metabolic process
Molecular function (GO): medium-chain fatty acid-CoA ligase activity
Source: RefSeq, a predicted model, not a curated record
AUGGUCACUUCCACCCUAUCGACCUCCUUUUCAGAAACAUCCACUGCCACUGCAAUCAUCGUCCCAUCGAAGCCUAAUGCUCUGACCAUUUCCUAUAAGCGGUUGACACAAGACAUAUUGGAUUUUCAAACCAAGCUUGCCCAUCUAGGGAUUCGACAUGCCGAUGCAGUUUCAAUAGCGUUACCCAACAGUUAUGAGUUCAUUGUUUCAUUUCUUGCGACAUCCUUUCAGAGAGCCAUCGCUGCCCCUCUCAAUCCCUCCUACAAGCAAAAUGAGUUCGAAUUUUAUAUUGAGGACCUUUCCUCUGCUGUGAGUAUUCUUCCCAAAGGAUCCUGGUCGAAGGAAGGCGCUGCGGUAAGAGCGGCAAGAAAAUACAAUGCGGCCAUUGCAGAAUGCUAUAUGGAUGGAGAGAAACUGGUCUUGGACGUCAAGGAGCAAGGGCAGCUGGCGCAGAGACAGUCUCAAUUGGUGGCCCAGGCCGACCCCGAAGAUGUCGCUUUAGUACUACACACCAGCGGCACCACGGGAAGACCCAAGGCUGUUCCAUUGACCCAUCGCAACCUCACCAGAACUAUGCUCAACAUUCAGAACACAUACGAGCUAACACCCGGAGACCGUACGAUGCUGGUUAUGCCGCUGUUCCAUGUUCAUGGGCUUCUGGCGGGAUUCCUGGCACCCUUGGGAUCUGGUGGCUCCGUCAUUGUUCCCCCUUCAUUUUCUGCAAGGUCAUUCUGGGAUGACUUUAUUACUCACGAAGCGAAUUGGUACACGGCCGUACCUACGAUUCAUCAAAUUCUGCUCAAGAACUCUCCCAAUCCCAAGCCCAAAAUUCGGUUUAUCCGGUCAUGUUCGUCACCACUGUCACCCAAGACCUUCCGAGAGCUUGAAGAAAUGUAUGGAGCACCGGUGCUGGAGGCUUAUGCUAUGACAGAAGCAGCCCAUCAGAUAACUUCAAAUCCACUGCCUCACAGAGGAAAGCGACAGCCGGGAAGUGUGGGAGUUGGACAAGGUGUGGAGGUCAAGAUUCUGGAUGAUCAGGGCAAUGAAGUUCCCAACGGCACCGAGGCCGAGAUUUGCAUUCGGGGUGAGAAUGUGACCAAAGGCUACAUCAAUAACGAAAAGGCCAACCGAGAAGCAUUCACAAAAGGGGGAUUCUUCCGAACGGGAGAUCAAGGCAAGAAAGACAAAGACGGCUAUGUCAUCAUUACCGGGAGAAUCAAAGAACUCAUCAACAGAGGAGGCGAAAAGAUCAGCCCAAUCGAGCUGGAUCAUAUGAUUGCUGCGAACCCAGAUAUAUUAGAGGCGGUUACUUUCGCAAUCCCUUCAGAACUAUAUGGUCAAGAAGUUGGGGUGGCGGUUGUUCCCAAGCCCGGGAAGAGCCUUACAGAGCAAGCGAUCACUGACUAUGUGGAGAGCAAAACAGCGAAGUUCAAGAAACCGAGCAGAGUUUGGAUUUUGAAAGAGAUACCCAAGACAGCAACAGGAAAGAUACAGCGAAGAAAGGUUGCGGAGUCUCUGUUGGCCAAGGAUAAACCAAGGGCGAAACUAUAG